This is a messenger RNA of Toxoplasma gondii ME49, 6067 nucleotides long. RefSeq lists its product as hypothetical. Gene Ontology annotation, molecular function: RNA binding. The transcript has 11 exons. NCBI's taxonomy places the organism in Eukaryota, Apicomplexa, Conoidasida, Eucoccidiorida, Sarcocystidae. The record is from RefSeq and is a predicted model, not a curated record. Bases 492 to 5615 code for a protein of 1707 amino acids. Gene Ontology annotation, cellular component: mRNA cleavage and polyadenylation specificity factor complex. Gene Ontology annotation, biological process: mRNA 3'-end processing by stem-loop binding and cleavage.
CAGAAAACAAGAAACGAGAGCAGCGCUUCGUUUCAGGGGAGAGACAGCCUUCUCACCUUCCUUUCUUCGUGGGGAAGGGAGAGCCGCACGGCGCGGAAGCAACGUUUUUUUUGUGGCUCGCGCUUGCUUCGCUCUCUUCUCUAAAAUGAAACAAUAGCAGAUACACUCCGACAGCAGGUGGCGCUCUUUCGCGCCUUUCUCUACGAAGAAGACGGGGAGAGGACAGACGCGAGAACCGCGGAGAAGUCGACUUCCUCCGGGAUCCUCUCGUAGGCAAUUGUGUCUCUCUCUUCCUGGGAAGGAGGCACAGCGUGCCUAGAGAGACGGUCUGCUUUUCCUUGUCUGCUUUUCAUCUUCAACGGCCGCUUUCUCUUGCCGCGUCUGUUUCUUCCUCUUCUGCUCCCCCACCUUCUCUACUUCCUGUGCUAUCUUCUCUCCCAUGUACACACCUUCUCCCUUCUUUCUUUCUCGUCUUUUCUCGGCGCUCCGCGAUGGUCAGAGUUGCAGUGGAGCCCCUCUACGUGGGCGGCAGAGGCUCUGGCGGCUUCCACGCCGCGAUUCUGCGCCUCGGAAGAUUUUCCCUCCUCAUGAACUGCGGCGCCACAGAUCUCUUAGACCCUCAUGACAUUGACCUCCUCCUCCCGUACCUGAACGAGAUCGACGGCAUCUUCAUAUCGCACGGUUCGCUCCGCCACUUGGGGGGUUUGCCUCUCCUUCACUCGCGGCAGAAAGCUGUCUCCGUCUCGGAGUCUUCCUCUCUGGAUUCUCCCUUUCACCUGUGUUGCUGCUUCUCUGCCGCCUGCCGCGCAUGCAGCGUUCCCGCGUUCCUGACCCAGGCGAGUCAGCGGCUGGGGAAGGUCGCGCUGGAAGGCGCCGUUCUGAGCAACGCCCAGAGCCGCGGCGUGCAUGCAUGCGCGCCUGCGCGGGGUGUACAUACACCACCCGAGCCGGGCGAGGCUGCGGGGCCGGGGACUCCCGGGGAGGAGGAGGGGCGAGGAGAAGGGCAACGCGGCGAGGCGGUGGCAAAGACGGAAGAGAGCGAAGGGAGGGAAGGGAGCUUGGGUGUCGAGGAAGGUUCUGCGGAGGCGGCUGUGUCGACGAAAGACAUUUCCGCGAUCAUGGAGGCAUGUCGGGUGCUGCGGUACGAAGAGAGAAUUCGUUUGUUCCCGAGAAGACGCAGAGAGGAGCAGAGGGACGACGAAGUGGGCGAAGCGGCAGAGACCGAGGACGCGGAGGCCAGGGCAGAAGCAUGCGACUUCAGGCUAGACCGCGCCCACUCAGACGCGGACGACGAGCCGGACCAAGAGGAAGACGACACGGAGGUGUACGUACACUGCAUCCAGGCGGGCCAUGCCCUGGGAGGCGCGGUGUGGCUCUUCGACGCAGAUGGAAGGAAAGUCGUUUUCGCCGUCGACCAUUCCCUCAAUCCUCUCUGGCACACUGAUGGCAGCGCGCUGCUGUCGCUGCUGCCCUCGCUAAGGGCGGCGCCCUCGACGCCUUCGCCAUCUCCUUCCUUUUCUUCUCCCUCCAGAGACAGCUUCUCUCCUCCUUGCCUCUUCAUCUCGGAUGUCCAUGAGCCUCCCACAGGCCUGCAUUCGUGGCGGGUUCCAGCUCUUCGUGGCUUUUUCCUCCAGAUUGCUCACGUCCUCCAGAGAGGCGGCGACGUUAUCAUUCCCUUGGACAUCGGCAGUCCGCUUUUGGAAUUGCUGCUGCACUUGGAGGCGCUGUGGCGCCUCGCGCCUUCUCUCCACGGCUUCCCGAUUUUUCUUCUCUCUCCGGUCUCUGCGUCUUUUCUUCUCGCCUGUCGACCGCUCCUCCCCCAGAGCACGCAGCGGGCGCGGGCGCUCUUUGCGUCUCAGCGAGUCAACCCCCUUUUCACUAACGCUUCAGCCUCGCUCUCAUCUCUCUUGGCCCACCGUCUCGCCGCGCCACCGCUCCCGGAAGCGACGAGAGACUCGCCCUGGUUGGCGCGGAAGCAGACGCGAAAGGCCUCACUCCAAACUAUUCUCCCCUUUUCGCCGGGAUCAAACCUCCUGGACCGACUUCCAGAGACUGGCAGCCUUGUGACCUCUGCCGUGGGUGCUGAUGGACUCCCCGCCCGAGUCUGGGGGAAGGAUGGCGACAGCAGGGGCAACGUCGCGGGUGGGCCCGGGUCAGUCUCACUGCCGGCUCCAGAUUGGAGCCCAACUAGCGGUGUCUCCACACCGCCGCCGGGCUCGCGCCCGGCGGGCGGCGAGGGUGGGGCCCAGAGGCCGAGCGGGACCGAGGGCGCCCGCAGACCAGAAGAAGUGCAUGCAGAAGCCGCCUUGGCGGACUGGGCGGGGGGGCGCACCGCGGGAUUUCUGGGGGCGCCGGGCCUCGCAAGCCCCGCGGGGGUCUUUGGGGGCGCACGCGCCCCACAGGGGACUGCGGGGACGGGCCCGUGGAGCGCCAGCUGUGGGCUGCCCUUCGGGAAUCUCAAGUUCGUCAAGUUGCUCUCGACGGAGCGAGAAGUCGAGCAUUUGCUUCAGCAGCGAGAACAGGAACGCGAGAAGAACAACACGGAACCUCGAAGAUCCGGCUGCGUCUUUGUCUGCACUCCCGCGAGCCUCGACUCCGGAUUCGGAAGAUGUCUGCUCAUCCGAGAGGCCGAGGAAGAAGCGAACGCCAUCUUCUUUCUCUCGGAGCCCUGGCCUGGGACGACUGCUCACCGCGUAUGGAGCGCACAGAAGGACCGCGUUGCGUCUGCUUGCUCGACGCAAAUGUCACGACGAGAGGACUCCAGUUUCUCUGGGAAUGACAGAGAAGAGUCGUCUUCCCCGGAGCUCGUGUUGACGCAGACUCGCCGCGUUGCGCUGUCGCCUGAGGAGCUUCUGCGGCUGUUUGAACGCGAGAAGGAGAAACGGGCUGCCGAGCUAGAAAAGAAGAGACACUCGGGAGCGGUGAACGAGGCCAAGGAGGAGCCUGGAGAGCCGGCGAAAGAAGAACAGACGGAGGCGUUUGAGGAAGAGAAGGGCCCUCUGCUUCUGCACGAGGGCGACGACCGGGACUUAGUCGACUACGAUGACGAUCUAGUCGAGAACCUUGAAGACAUCGAGGCCGCGCCCUCCUUGUUCCCCUUCGCAGGCUUUGCCCUCCCCCAAGACGACUCCUUCUACGCCCAGACCGAAGAGCUCGCGGGCGAUGCGCAGGACCAGGGCGAGGAGCCAGCGGAGGAGACAGCGGCGGAAGCGUGUGGGGCCGACGAGGGCCCCGCACUGGGGGCCUCUUCCCGAGGCCUCACAGACGGCGUCGAGUCCGACGGGGACAAUCCGUUGCUGGAUACCUGUGGCCCCUGCAUGCAGGGCGAUCGAGACGAAUUUGCGCAGCCGCCGCUGAGCUUCGCUUGCGCGUCUCUGGGCGGAGAAGCCGCCAGAGACAGGGUGGCGCCUUCGAGAAGACAUGUCAAGGAGGCAAGCGAGGCCAGUCGUCGAGUGGGAGGGUUUGAGGGAGACGCGAAGAAGGAAAAAGAAGAAGAAGAAGACUUUGGAGUCGCCGUCAGUGCGGAGCAGAAAGCCGUUUGGACAGCCGCAACGCUUUCUGUGGGGACUGCUGCCGCGUCUGGCGCCCCUGUGUCUCCUUUCGAGGCCUUGGGCGCGCCGGUGCCAGGCGACUCCAAACUCCUCUGGGCCGGCGGGGGCGUCUGGCCCGGAAGCGACCGUGUGGCCGUGGCGAGUGCCUUCGCGCUGCCGCCCGCGGGCCUCUUCGCGGGGGGAGCCGAGGCGUACAGACACCUGGUUGAGGGCGAGAAGCGGAUCGCAGGGGCGCCGCGAAGAAGACAUGAGAAACUGAAGGCCGAGUUGCUGCUGGCGAAGAGAGGCGGCCACGUCGCUUCUCCAUGGCUCGGAGUUCCCUCUUCUCUCGCCUUCUCUGCUUUCGGGGUCGCCUCCUCGCCUUGUCCUGCGGGCCUUGUGGGCGCGCCUUCGGGCCUCCUGCCCGGCAUGAGGCCCACAGCCGGCGACGCCUAUCGCCUCCAGGAGGCCGCUCUGCCUGCGUGGCGGAGACAGUUGAGACAAUGGGUCGGCGGCGAGGAUCCGACGGGAGUGGAGAGUCUGACCGUGAAGGUGUCUCUGCGUUGCCACGUUGAGUGUAUCUCGGGAGGUCUUGAAGGCGUCACGAGUCUUCAAGGUCUGGUGAACUUUCUUUCACUUCUUCGACCCCAGAACGUGUUUCUUUUGCCCUCCUCGACGGGGCCUCUCACGCGCGAACUCGUCCGCAGUCUCUCGCAAGCCGAAGAGCUACAGACAGAUCGACUUGGCUCCAUCCCCGCCUCUGAAGGCGAGAACGGAGACGCCCAGUCGUCCCAUCUCGAUGAAUCGCCUGUGCAAAACAGCGAAGAAGCCGAGAUGACCGAUGCAGAGCCGCGCCCCGACGAGGCCUCCCCGCUUCAGACGUCUGAACUUCUAUCGUCGAAGACCGUCCCUUCGCUUACUCAAGAUUCACAGAAUUUCACAAAAAGCCGGCCAGGCAGAGGUCCGGCGGGCGGUGCCACUGUCUCUGUCAGCGCAAAAGAAGCUCUGCAAGUCGGCCUCGGCCACCGGCUAGUGGCGAGUCUCCUCGCGUCUCUCGGGCCCCACGCGCGGGUCCAGCUGCUCGUCUCCCGGGCCAGCUCAGCCGCACUGUCUCCGAGUGUCUCUCGUGACGCGCCCCGCUUCAGCCAUGUGGGCCUCCUGGAUCUCCCCUCUGGCCAGGCCGUGCUGCGCCUCGACCGGCGCCUCUGGGCCGAACUCCAGGCGCAUGCCGUCCCCGUCCCCGCGCCGCGAGCCGCCCGCGGGGCUCUCGAGAGCCGGCAGACCCCGGGCGCCGACCAAGAACGUCCGAACUGGGGACAGCGGCUCUGCUUCGUCGCGCGAGCUCGAGGCGCUGUGCAGCUCUUGGGCAGCGAGGAGCGAGAAGGCGAGGGCGAGGAAACAGGACCCGAGGCCGAGACGGCGGUCGAAGCCCGCACAGAGCCUGGAAGAAAAAGGUUGCACAGCGGAUCCGGCCCAAAGGCGCGGCGUCGCCGGUUCGGUCGCAUGGGGCCGUCCGGCUCGGCCUUUCAGUCAGGGAGUUUUUGGUGUCCGUCUCUGCGGCCGUCGUUUCGCCUGGUCUCCUGCGACGACCCCACACUGGAGGAGACAGGGCAGGCGAGAGAGGGCGCCUCGCAGCGAGAGGAGACUCACGGUGCGCAAGAGAAUGCUUCAGGCAGCGGGGGUUCCUGCCCGGGCGCCUCGGCCGCCAGCGCCUCUCGAGAGCACAUGGCUUUCUCAGAAGACAAAGGACUCGACGACAAACGGGCUACGCUGCUCCUCGGCCGCCUCCAACUUGGCGACGUCGCCCAGCAUCUGUGGAGUCACCUGGGCCGCGAGGGUCGGGGGCGCGGCGACGAAGCCGAUUCGAGAGAAGCCGAACGCGAGGAGAGAGAGGCGAAGAGCGAAAUCGCUUUCGCGCCUCAAGGACAAGUCCUCAGUCUUGCGAACUGCGCAGCCAUUCGGAUUUUGCAGGAUGGACACGGCAGUCGCGCGUCGGUGUGGGAGGUUGAGAGCAGCGUCCAUCCAUGGUUUUUUUAUCUUCGUCGGUUGUUUGCGUCGCAGCCGUUUGCUCUAACAGGGUCUUAACUUUGAGGGGCCUGUGUCGAGCGGUCCAGCUGCGCAGAAGCAUCACCAGGAUUUCUCUCUGAAGCCCGCGAGCUUUUGCUUUGUCUCUAUUCACUCUGUAGCUUAUCGCCUCACGGUAUGGACUUUCCGUCUUCCUGCCGUCUUCUUUUGUGCCGUUGUGGCGCUUCGCUGUUCGCGUAGCUGGUGCAAGCGUGUGUCGUCAAUGAGACUCGAUUUCGCACGCGAGCCUACCGCGUACUUGUUCUUGGCGGUGUGGACGCGCUGUGUUCUCACUGACAAGAAGUCUUCAGCAGCGCCGGUGCCUUUCUUCGUGGAAAAAAUGUGUCACAAGCGGGGGGGGAAAAGGGGGUUUGAAGUACCCGAAGGUUCGCAUCGUGCCACUCCACGAAAGAACCUGUCAGAUGCAUGCUGCCAAAGAACUGCGAUUUACCGUGAAAGGCAUCUUCGAAUCG